CAAGAAUAUUUUAUAACACAGCUGAUUAAAAAAUAUAUAUUUAUGGAGUGUGAUAUCCUUGCCUCCAUCUGUGGUCUUAACGGCUGAGGUUGCUAUGGUUACCAACAAGCAUUUUUCAUACCUAAUGCUGUUUGGCCUUAGCUGAAGCUAGGCUAAUUUAACUGAGGUUUGCUUUUGCUUCUCGGCAUUACUUCCUCUCUAGCAUCAAGGAGUUUGUAGGUACAAAUCACGUCCAUCCUUAGGAGCUGUAGGAAAGUGUUACGAUAUGGGGGUAAAGUUGCGACAGACAGACAAUAGUGGCGGUGAAGGAUCCUGUCCAAGGGUUAACAAAUUGUCAAUGCCCUCAAAAUUUUGCCUAAAUAUUUUUUUAAACGACACGUCUUCAUUCCUGCAAGAGAAUCUAGGUAUUUCGCUUCGUGCCUUUCUGAACCUGGGACUUACUUUGCUAAUUGCACUGUUAGCUGGUAUUGCACACUGGCGUUAUCUUGAUGGUCUGUUUGAGAAUGACAGACAUUUCUCACACCUGUCUACCCUGGAGAAGGAAAUGGCUUUUCGAACAGAAAUGGGUUUCUAUUAUUCUUACUACAAGAAUUACAUCGAGGCACCCUCCAUUACCUCUGGGUUGCGUUUUUUUGUAAAUGAUAAUCUAUCAGAGUCUCCAGAAGUCAUCAACGCCCUGAAGAGGUUUAAUCUCUACCCUGAGAUAGUCAUUGGCAACCUACACAGAACAUACACGGGUUUCAUGGAAUUUUUUGGGCUGGCCAGCAAGACCUGCUAUGACAUCCACAGAGUCAGGGAUAUAACUCCAGUGGAAGGCUGUGAAGGCCUUGGAGACCCAGCUUAUUUCUAUGUCACCUGUGUGUUUGUGCUUAAUGGCCUUAUGAUGAGUCUUCUGUUCCUGUAUGGGACGUAUCUAAGUUGCUCUCGUUUUGGAGGUCUCAUCACAGUUCUUUGUUUCUUCUUUAACCACGCUGAAAGCACUCGGGUCAUGUGGACGCCUCCUCUGCGCGAGAGCUUCUCCUACCCUUUCUUUGUCAUGCAGAUGCUCAUACUGACCUACAUCAUCAGGAACCAGAACCCCGGACGAAAGGUUCUGGCGGCCCUCUGUGCCUGCAACAUUCUGUUCAUGCUCCCGUGGCCGACAUCACAGUGCAUUCUCCUAACUCAGGUUGCCUGCCUCUAUGCUUGUUUUGUCAUGGGCUACAUCACCCCUUCACUGCUGAAAUCACUGCUCUCCGUCCACAUGGUGGCCUCUUCAGUGUGCUUUGUCCUGCUGUUUGGAAACACAUCCCCGUCAUCCCUGUAUGCCUCAGCACUCCUAGCAUGCUGGACGAUUGUCAACUUCAGAGACAUCUUAUUUAAGGAUUACCCGCAUGGAGGCCAAAGAGCCUUGCUGCAGAUAUUUCUCUGUAUUGUCCUGACUGUCCUUCUCAAGUGGACUUUGUCUGCCAUCCUUGGUACCAGUGAGGUUCAUAUUAGCGAUGUGAUCAGGUCCAAGUUCAGCUCCAGUAAGGACUUUCUCUCAAUGAUGUACUCUUGCGUGGAGGAAUAUGACUACAUGGAGAUAGAGGCCGUCGUGGGGUACAUCAAGACACUUCUCCUUCCUCUGAACCUGAUCAUCGUGAGCAUGAUUGGGAUUAAGGCUUCUCAUAAGGUGAUGAACUAUCUGCAGCAGCCUCAAGUCGAGGGAGAGAAGGCAGGUGGUGACGCUGAACAGGUUCCGGAUUUGAGUAAUGGGGAGGUGAUGUUUAAUGGUCUGCAGCUCCUGGCGUUAGCUGUGCUGGCUUUCAUGGUGAUGAAGCUCAAACUGUUCCUGGCCCCACAGAUGUGCAUCAUGGCGUCACUCCUCAGCUCACGUCCGCUCUUCAGCUGGCUGGGAGACUGCAACAAGCACAACAUGGUCACCUUCGGGGUGAUGUCCCUCAUGGCCAUGCAGGGCAUGGCCAACAUCCAGAAGCAGAGGGAGAUGGGGGGGGACUUCAGGAGUCUGGCGCAGGAGGAGAUGCUGCAGUGGAUCAACACCAAUACCCCAACAGAUGCGGUGUUUGGCGGCACUGCCCCAACCAUGGCGAGUGUGUUGCUGUCCACCAGGAGGCCAAUCGUUAACCACCCCCACGAUGAGGACCCAGGCCAGAGGGAGCGGACCAAGAUGGUGUACAGCAUGUACAGCCGUAAACCGGUCAUGGAGGCCGUGAAGAGGCUGCAGGAUCUGAGGGUCGACUACUUCAUCCUGGAGAACACCUGGUGCUACCCGCGAGCCAGGGUGGGCUGCAGUUUGCCAGAGAUCUGGGACGCUGAGGACAAAGAGAACAGGGGCAAGAUUCCACUCUGCGUCUUGCUGCUGUCUGCCAACUCCCAUCCUCACUUCAAAACCGCGUUUGAAAACAAAGCCUACAAAGUGCUCCAAGUCCCCAAACCAACCAGAUAAUUACAGUCAUUAAUUAGAGUCUAAUGUAGGAGCCCUUAGACUCUAAUGUGUACUAAUGCAAUGUCAACUUACAUAAGGAAAAUAACCUUCUCUCUUGAACUCACAUAAACAAAUUGAAUCUCUCUCUGUGACUCUGACUCCUGUACUAUUUCACCAACACACAGUUUUGGUUUAAACGAUUUUAAAUCUUUUUUUUUUCCCCCUCAGUAAUAAAGUAACAUUACACAUAUAGUUAUUUUAUUGCUUUUCAUAAACAGUUUUACAAAAAAAAUAUUUUUACUAUAUAUUUCGAACAAAUAUACUGGUGGGAGACUUUCACUCCCGCCUGGCUGUGUGCUUGACUGACUGCAGUCGUGAGGUUGUCAUACGUGGUCUUCAGAAACACCCUAGCAUUUCCAUGGAGACCUAUUAUGACACUUGAAGUCCACUGCAAUAAGAAA
Molecule: messenger RNA, 2868 nt
Organism: Clupea harengus (Atlantic herring)
Lineage: Eukaryota; Metazoa; Chordata; Actinopteri; Clupeiformes; Clupeidae
Product: protein C-mannosyl-transferase DPY19L1-like
Cellular component (GO): nuclear inner membrane
Molecular function (GO): mannosyltransferase activity
Source: RefSeq, a predicted model, not a curated record